AAGGCGGAAACUGAACAUGACAUUAUUUUAACCACUGAAGCCUGAAGUGAUUAUUCAGUACAGAUCUCUCUUUAGAGACGAUUAUUGAGUAGCAGUUGUAGAGCUCCGGAUCUCUCCUGAUGGACUUACACACUGUGUGCUGCAGUCUGCUUCUGAUGCUGACAUGUUCAGGUCGAGGCUUUGGCCAAGUGUUGGAAUUACCUGAGAGUAUAAAUAAAACAGUUGGGGAGAAUGUAGUAAUUACCCCAAAACGUCUUCCUGAUCCUCCUUACUUCUCAGUCAGAUGGAGGGUUAAUACAACGAACAUUCUUAUUGGACCACUGAAUGGAUUUAUUAUACCGCCAGCGUACAAAGACAGAGUCAGUUUUAACACCACAUCUUUAGCUCUGGAGCUCAGGAGCCUGACUGAGAAUGAUACUGGACAAUAUGUACUGAGUGUAGAAACUGUAACUAGUUACAAUGGUCAGACCUCACUGCUGGUGCUUGUUCCAGUCUCCAACGUUACCAUAGUACCAAAUCAUACAGAGCUGGUUGAAAACAACACUGUGAGUUUCGUCUGCUCUGCAUCUGGUUCCUCUCUUUCAUUUAUUUGGCUAAAUGGCAGCUCUGAGGUAACGACAGGGGAGCGAGUCCAGCUAACAGACAACAACAGAAAUUUAACCAUUACCAGUGUGAGGAGAGGUGACACAGGCCCGUACGAGUGUGAAGCAUACAACAGCAUCAACAGUAAAAAGAGUCAAUCAAUCCUCAUGGUUUACUAUGGUCCUCUAAAUGUUGCUGCAGCAGCAGAUCCAGAGAAACCCUUCUACAGUUCUGGGUCUAAUCUCAAAUUAAACUGCUCAGCUGAGUCCAGGCCUGCUGCUAAGUUUCAGUGGGCUUUGAAUGGAAUAGAGCUUAGUGAAAUGGGCCAAGAGCUCAAACUGAACAACAUUCAGAUCAGUCAAAGUGGCAAUUACACCUGCAUAGUACAUAACACACAGACCCUACAAUAUUCUGUGUCUCCACCCAUCAGUGUCACUAUACUAGUGCCAGUCUCCAACAUUGCCAUAAUACCAAGUCUAAAAGAAGUUGAACUCAACAGCACUGUGAGUUUCGUCUGCUCUGCGUCCGGCUCCUCUCUUUCAUUUAUUUGGCUCAAUGGCAGUUCUGAGGUAACGGCAGGGGAGCGAGUUCAGCUAACAGACAACAAUAGAAAUUUGACCAUUACCAGUGUGAUCAGAGGUGACACAGGCCCAUACGAGUGUGAAGCAUACAACAGCGUCAGCAGAAAAAAGAGUCUCCCAUUCAGCCUCACCAUUAAGAUUAAUGAUAGUGGGAGUGAAGGAGGAGAUGGAGAUGCACUGUCUGCAGGAGCUAUAGCUGGGAUUGUUAUUGGAGUUUUAUUAGCUGUUGCUGCAAUUGCUGGUUUGAUUUUCUAUUUUGUGAAAGUAAAAGAAAUGCCAAGAACAAACUCCAGAGGAAAUAACCAGAGUGAAGCAACACAUAAUGCAGGUGGACAUGAUUCAAACUAUGAGAAUAUCCUCAGAUUCCAUAAUCCGAACACCGGGGUGACUGUGGGUGGAUCUGACACUCAGACGCCUCACACGCCUCACCCUGUUACGGAUACAUACUAUGAAAAUAUGGUCAGCUUCCAAAAUAAGAACCCUGUGAUGCGUCACACACCUCACCCUGAUGAGGGAGUAAUAUAUGAAAACCCCUGACAUGCAGAAAUCAGCUCUUUGUAGAUAAUGAGGGAUUACAGUGGGCAAAUGUCACCAGCUCUGGGAGGAGGAAGUAACAGUGAAUAUUUGGUUUGAUUGGUGUCAAGAGAGAAAAAAAACAUUAUGAUUAUUAAGUAUCUUUUAUAAAUAAUUAUAGCAUGAGUAGAAGUCUGUGCAUUUGAGAGAUCUGAUAGAUGAAAAUGUAUAAAAACAUGUAUGUGUAGUAAUUUUAUAAGAAAAUAAAUUGCAUUACUUCUUUAUUCAUUAUAAUGUACUUAAGAUUAGUGAAUUUAACUUUUUCAAGUUUAGUCUUAUUCUACUGUUAUUUAUAGUGUUGUUUAUCUGGUCUUCACAUAGACUGUGAUAAGAAAUAUCCUUGAAUUUUUUCUUUUACCCUGCUUUCCAUAUUUUUCCCCCCUCUUUUAAAGCAGAAAACUGUCACUGACUCUCACUGUUUUCUAAUGACAAUUCUAGAUAUAUUCUGUAAAAUCAUUUAUUAGCCAUAUGUGUCUAAUUUUCAUGUUUUAUAUUCCCUCUUUUAUCCUGAACCCAUUCACUGGUAUACAGAACACUCAUUAGGAAAAUCAGCCACACUUCCUUAAUCCAGCAUCCUUUCAUUAUCAAUAGUUAAUACAGAAAAAGUGGAGGAAAUUAGUGGGAUUAGUGUCAGGUCACUGCUAGUUUCAACUCAUUACCUGACUUUACAGAUUCCUUAAACCUCUUUUGUCUUUCACAAAUUACUUUUGUCUCUACUUCCCUGUUAAGCAGUUAUUUCCCUGUUUUUUCUCACAUCAUCUUGUUUAUACAUUGUAUUAUGUAUAUACUGCAUAUUUAUAAUCACAGCCUCCAGUGUCACCUAUAUGAGGAUGGGUUCCCCUUUGAGUCUGGUUCCUCUCAAGGUUUCUUCCUUUACCAUCUAAGGGAGAUUUUCUUUGCCACUGCUGCCUGAGUCACCUCAGACUUGCUCAUUGGGGAUAAAUACAUACACAUUGUGACCUAAUAUAUAUAUAAAACAUUAAUCUUGAAUUUUGUAUUCUAUUAAUCUUUAUAUUAUUCUUUAUAUUAACCUUUUGUUCUAUGUUUGUUCUGUAAAGCUGCUUUGAGACAAUGUCAAUUGUAAAAAGCGCUAUACAAAUAACCUUGAAUUGAAUUUAAUAUGCAUGUAUCUGCUUUGUUUCUUUGCUAUGUGUUUUUCCUAAUAAAUACUUGCUAAUAUUCCA
Tachysurus vachellii is the source of this 2920-nucleotide messenger RNA. RefSeq names its product carcinoembryonic antigen-related cell adhesion molecule 1-like. The transcript is spliced from 12 exons. NCBI's taxonomy places the organism in Eukaryota, Metazoa, Chordata, Actinopteri, Siluriformes, Bagridae. The coding region runs from base 120 to 1700 and encodes 526 amino acids. The record is from RefSeq and is a predicted model, not a curated record.